This is a messenger RNA of Lottia gigantea (owl limpet), 647 nucleotides long. RefSeq lists its product as hypothetical. Gene Ontology annotation, biological process: protein insertion into ER membrane. Lineage: Eukaryota; Metazoa; Mollusca; Gastropoda; Lottiidae. Gene Ontology annotation, molecular function: protein folding chaperone. The coding region runs from base 78 to 401 and encodes 107 amino acids. Gene Ontology annotation, cellular component: endoplasmic reticulum membrane. The record is from RefSeq and is a predicted model, not a curated record. The transcript has 4 exons.
GUCGUGUCGACUUGAUUUUCUGUACGUCUUGAAAGAAAUAAAGUUAGAAAGCAGUAAAGGCUUUGUUUGUUGUCAAUAUGUCUGCAGAGGUGAAGAAUAAUGUUAACGAUCCACGAAGAUCUAAUAAAAUAACAAGGUAUAAGGCUCCAGCACAAGGAGCUCCAGCAGAUGAUCCAACACCAGAUUAUAUGAAUUUGUUAGGAAUGAUAUUUAGUAUGUGUGGAUUAAUGAUGAAGUUAAAGUGGUGUGCAUGGGUGGCAGUGUACUGUUCAUUCAUUAGUUUUGCAAAUUCAAGAACCUCUGAAGAUACCAAACAAAUGCUAAGUAGUUUUAUGCUAUCUAUAUCGGCAGUUGUUAUGUCCUAUUUACAAAACCCACAACCAAUGCAGCCACCAUGGUAAUCAUCAAUACCUAUACACCAUUAAAUUAUCAUAAAUCAAAUGUGUUGUAAAUAUUUUAUUCUUCCAUUUUUACCAGUAAAACUGUAUGGGUUGGACAAUUUUAGUGAAUGACUGAAUGGAUGUUGUGAUGAAGAAUCUUUGUGAAAUAUAAUGUCCUUGUGUGGAAUGAAUGAAUUAUUAUGAAUUGUAUAUUCUCUUGUAAAAUAUUUUUAAACUAUAGAUAAUAAACUGUUUUAAUGUCAAUUA